Molecule: messenger RNA, 1197 nt
Organism: Cetraspora pellucida
Lineage: Eukaryota; Fungi; Glomeromycota; Glomeromycetes; Diversisporales; Gigasporaceae
Source: the annotation of a GenBank genome assembly
AUGCCCUCCUCCUUGAUUUUACAGUCCUCUAUCUCUAUUGCUAUCCAAGUGAAAAAAAAUGAGAAACUCAAUCAUUUACCAAAAAAGCUCAAAAAAUUUUUGAAAAAAGGAGAUGAAGAAGUGACCAAAGAAUUUAUUAUCGAGCUUAAACUAUUACAUUCUGUGAAUCUCCUUCCCAAUUUUCAAUUCAGAAUUACAUAUGACCCUGAAGCGAAUAAAUUCUUUCAAGUACUACGUCCAACAAUAAACGAAAUUCUCGAGUAUCUUAAAGAAGAAACAAUACGAUUUAUUAUAAAUCGCAAUAAAAAAUCUAUACCUGUCUUAGACGCAAUGCUUGUAUUAGAUGCAACAAAAGAAUUUAUGCCUAUUUUAGAUGCAACACCUGUCUUAGACGCAACAGUCGCAACAACACCUGGUUUAGAUGCCUUCGAUGCAGCAUUAGAUACAACAGAAGAACUUACACCUGUCUUAGAUACAACAGAAUCAAAUAUUUCCCGUGCAUUUGGUGUUGUGUAUUCUGUAGAAUAUAAUGGGAAAAUGUUCGCAUUAAAAAGCCUUGACAAUGAUAAUGUGAAUAAAGAAGUGUCUAAAGAAUUUAUUAAAGAGCUUAGACAAUUAUAUAAUAUUAGUCCUAAUCCUAACGUUAACCAAUUCCACAGAAUUACGCAUGAUCCAGAAACCAAUAAAUUCAUGUUGGUACUACAAUUUGCUAACAGAGGGCACUUGCGACAAUAUUUACAAAAUAAAUGGCAUGAUGGCACUUAUAUGAUAAAAUUAGAUAAAAUUAUAAAAUUUGCAUUACAAGCUACUUCCGGUUCAAAAGGAGCGCCAGCAUAUCUUGAUCCAUAUUGUUGUUGCCAACCUGGGAAAAAACCAGAUGAAAAAUCAGAUAUUUACAGCUUAGGAGUAAUAUUUUGGGAGCUUACAAGCGGAGUUCCUCCAUUCGCAAAUGCUAUUAAUAAUUUGGUCAUACUUUUUCAAACAUACAGAGGUUAUCGAGAACAAGCAAUUCCCGGAACACCAGCAGAAUACGCUAAACUUUAUGAGAAAUGCUGGAACGCUGAACCGAAAGAACGUCCAACAAUAAAUAAAAUUCUUGAAAAUCUUAAUUUAAUGUCAAAAGGCAAAACAGAUCGACUUAUUAUGAAUAAAAAACAGGGAACUUAUACAAGCAGUCUCAAUUCUAUAGUCAACUAA